AUGGCCCUCAUAAAAGACUCCAUAACAACAAUCUCAUCCCUGUCCAAAUUCCUCUUCCUCUCCUAUGUACUCGACUGGAUAUUCAUAAUCGGCAUCGCCUUAAUAGGUUAUGGCUUCUACAAACAACACCCAAACCGCCAUCCCUUCAGCCUAUCCGACCCAACAAUCAGCUACCCGCAAAGCCCAGAAACCGUAACAACAGAAACACUCCUACUCGUCAGCCUCCUCGCGCCAGCACUGCUAGUCUUCCUGAUCAGCGCGCUCGUCGUGCCAGGUAGCGCAGCCAUUACUUCAAACCAGCACGCCAAACCUUCUGCGGCACAUAUCAUCCGUCGCAAGAUCUGGGAAUGGAAUGCCGGGUGGAUGGGUCUGGCGCUGGCGCUUGCCAGUGCGUGGUGCGCAACCCAGGGAUUGAAGGUUCUGAUUGGGAAGCCGAGGCCUGAUUUGAUUGCGCGGUGUGACCCUGAUUUGUCGGCUAUUGAUAGGUAUACUGUUGGCGGUCUUGGGGGUAGGGUUGAUGGGGCGCCUGUGCUUGUUUCUUGGGAGAUUUGUCGCGAUCAGAGUAACUCUUUGAGCAUUGAUGGGUUUGCUAGUUUUCCUAGUGGGCAUUCUUCUUUUUCUUUCUCUGGACUGCUCUAUUUAACCCUCUGGUUGUGUUCCAAGUUCUCUGUGGGGUUCCCGUAUUUGCCGCAUUAUCCUGUGGAAGAUCAGACCUUCGCUGAUGAUGCUUCUUCCGUUCGGAGACGGGGUGCUGCGCCGCCUGUGUAUCUCAUGCUAAUCGCGUUCUUCCCGACGGCGACUGCUGCUUUCAUUUCUGGAUCGCGCUGGUUCAAUUAUCGGCAUCAUGGCUUUGAUAUCCUUUUCGGGUCCGCGCUAGGCAUCUUCUUUGCCUACAUCGGGUUCAGCAUGUACCAACUCCCCAUUCGCCGUGGCGCGGGCUGGGCUUGGGGUGCGCGCAGUCGUAGGAGGGCUUUCAUGCGUGGUCUUGGUUUCCCUAGUUCCCUCGGAACUGACAGCUGGUCGUAUACACACAAUAAGGACAGAGAGACGCACGCCAACGGUCAUAGUAAUGGCCUCGGCACUGAUAUUGAGAUGGCACCUCGAGGUCGGGAUGCGCCAUUGGAAGGUCACGCCAAGCCGGGCAGCAGCUCUGGCAACGGCGCUCGGCUGGAGGAAUGA
This is a messenger RNA of Penicillium antarcticum, 1179 nucleotides long. RefSeq lists its product as uncharacterized. The record is from RefSeq and is a predicted model, not a curated record. Gene Ontology annotation, biological process: phospholipid metabolic process. The transcript has 3 exons. Gene Ontology annotation, molecular function: phosphatidate phosphatase activity. NCBI's taxonomy places the organism in Eukaryota, Fungi, Ascomycota, Eurotiomycetes, Eurotiales, Aspergillaceae. The coding region runs from base 1 to 1179 and encodes 392 amino acids.